AUGAAGAUCUCCAUUAUCUUGCUGGGAGCCUUGUGCUCGAUGGUCUCCGGACUAGGAUACAAGGACCCCUUCCCUGGAGGCUUCUUGAACGAUCCUGCUUUCCCUUCUUUUGGAAACAUUUUCAACAACCCCUACGAGUUAAGUAAUACGUACAAGCCAAGUGGAUACAAGAACAAUAAGUACAUUCCACACAAGCCACAAGGCUACAAGCCAUCUAGCAAGAAGUAUCCAGACUAUAAGCCAACUGGUUACCCUAGCAAACCUGACUACAAGCCAUCUGGUUAUCCCCAUGAUGACUAUAAACCAAAAUACUCUCAACACAAACCAUCCGGUUACCCUCAACACGACGACUACAAACCAUCCGGUUACUCUCAAAACAAACCAUCCGGUUACCCUCAACACAAACCAUCCGGUUACCCUCAACACGACGACUACAAACCAUCUGGUUACCCUCAACACGACGACUACAAACCAUCUGGUUACCCGACUAAGACAUAUUACAAACCAUCUGGUUACCCUCAACACAAACCAUCUGGUUACCCUAAACACGACGACUACAAACCAUCCGGUUACCCUCAACACAAACCAUCCGGUUACCCUCAACACGACGACUACAAACCAUCCGGUUACCCUCAGCACGAUGACUACAAACCAUCCGGUUACCCUCAACAUAAACCAUCCGGUUACCCUCAACACAAACCAUCCGGUUACCCUCAACACAAGCCAUAUGGUUACCCUCAACACAAACCAUCCAGUUACCCUCAACACGACUACAAACCAUAUGGUUACCCUCAACACGACGACUACAAAACAUCUGGUUACCCGACUAAGACAUACUACAAACCAUCUGGUUACCCUCAACACAAACCAUCUGGUUACCCUAAACACGACGACUACAAACCAUCCGGUUACCCUCAACACAAACCAUCCGGUUACCCUCAACACGACGACUACAAACCAUCCGGUUACCCUCAACACGACGACUACAAACCAUCUGGUUACCCUCAACACGACGACUACAAACCAUCCGGUUACCCCAAGAAAAACAACUACAAGAAGUAUGACUACAAACCAGACGGUUACCAGCAAUAUAAACCUUACGGUUACAGGGCCAACAACGAUAACAACUACAAGUCAGGCAGCGGUUACAAGUCCAAGCCAUACGGAUACAAACCCAAGCCAUACGGUUACAAGCCAAAGCCAUACGGUUACAAACCCAAGCCAUACGGUUACAAGCCAAAGGUCGAUCGCAACGCCAUCUUUUCCAUCGUGAGCGCCGGAGUUCCGGGGUAUUACGGCCAUUGA
Gigantopelta aegis is the source of this 1305-nucleotide messenger RNA. Its product is annotated as adhesive plaque matrix protein-like. The coding region runs from base 1 to 1305 and encodes 434 amino acids. Lineage: Eukaryota; Metazoa; Mollusca; Gastropoda; Neomphalida; Peltospiridae. The transcript is spliced from 2 exons. The record is from RefSeq and is a predicted model, not a curated record.